Messenger RNA from Cucurbita moschata (crookneck pumpkin), 999 nucleotides. RefSeq names its product axial regulator YABBY 5-like. Lineage: Eukaryota; Viridiplantae; Streptophyta; Magnoliopsida; Cucurbitales; Cucurbitaceae. The transcript has 7 exons. The record is from RefSeq and is a predicted model, not a curated record. Bases 135 to 704 code for a protein of 189 amino acids. Gene Ontology annotation, cellular component: nucleus. Gene Ontology annotation, biological process: abaxial cell fate specification; multicellular organism development; cell fate commitment.
ACAUUGAAACCAGAAGAACAUAAAGCAUCUAUCUUCUUGCUCUAUUUCUCAUUUCAUUUGGAGGGUUUUCUCAUUUAAUCUCCAUUCACUUCUAAAACCUUCAUUUUUUUGUUCUUUUUCUUCUAAGCUCAAUCAUGUCAAGCUGCAUCAACAGUGCACAGGAGCAACUCUGCUAUAUUCCCUGCAAUUUUUGCAAUAUUGUUCUUGCGGUGAGUGUUCCAUGCAGCAAUCUCUUAGACAUAGUGACAGUCCGAUGUGGUCACUGCAGCAACCUCUGGUCGGUGAACAUGGCCGCCGCUUUCCAAUCUCUCUCAUGGAAAAAUUCUCAGGCAUCAAGCCACAGCCACAAUGGAAAUGCAGCUGAUUACAGGGUAGAAUUGGGCUCAUCAUCAAAAUGCAACAACAAAAUGAAGACGAGAGCACCAAUUCAAAACAAUACAAAUGAUGAUCAAAGAGUGAUCAACAGACCUCCCGAGAAGAAGCAGAGAGUACCUUCUGCAUAUAAUAAGUUCAUAAAAGAGGAAAUCCAGAGGAUCAAAGCAAAUAAUCCAGAUAUUACCCACAGGGAAGCAUUCAGUACUGCUGCUAAAAAUUGGGCACAUUACCCACACAUUCAAUGCCUCAUGCUGGAAGCCAACAAUCUCAAGACUCAGAAGGAUGGAUCUGAGAAGCAUUAUAUGUCAGUGCCAGGGCUGCACUAUUGAUUGAAGAAAUGAUGAUGAAAAUGAUAUCAUCUCAUGAUGUCCUCUCCACCCAUUCAAGACCUUCUUCAUUGCUUGAAAAUGGUAUUCUUUGGACAGAAUUAACAGCCAUGCACCAUAUGUUUCCUUUUCCCUUUCCUUUCUAUCUUCACUUCAAAACUCCUUUAUUGAUUGUUAGGGGAAUGUGUUCUUCCAUUUAUGACUCAAAUUUGCCCUAAUUUCCUUUACCAUGUAAUGUGUUUGAUUUUAUUAUGUAUGUAUCCCUGUUUUACUCGGGAAUGUAAGUUAAUCAGUGGAA